UCUGUACGGUGUAUUCCCAUUUUAUUAUCACGGGAAGAUAUUACAUUACUAAUACACGACUGUGAUGUGAUGUGAGGAACAAAUACGAAUUCUUUUGCAGAAGAUCUUAACUCGCCAUUAUAUAUAUGCGAUAAUGUUAUCGACUUUCAUCCAAAAUUUGCAUGAUGCGUUAUUCGUUUUCAACUGUCGUCAAUAUUUGACUAUUUAAAGCUGAUACCUGUCUUAGUUUCGUGCAAGAAAUUUAAUACUAAAGUUGCCUAUUAACCCUAAUCUAUCUCUUACACUCUGCCGCUGGCCGGUGUCGCCGCUCGCUCUGGUUUGAUAUUUUAUCGGUUCGCCCUUCGUUUUUCUUUUUAACAGAGCUCUCCGGUUUGAACUGAACUGGUGGAUAGACGAACUGAACUGAACUGAACUGUACCUACGGAGUACCACCUCAGCCUUUUUUCACUCCUGUUCGAAUUGAUAUAUCCAGUCGCCGCCACCACCGGCCUCUUUUGAGGUAUCAGAGAAGGGGUGAGAGUUAAAGCUUACUCUGCUUUCAGUUCAUCAUGGGAAAUGGUUCAGUAUAAACAGGAUCAUACAGUGGGUUGCUUACUCUGUUAUGCUUUUGUUUUCCCUGUUAUGCAUUACUCAUGCGUUGAAGAAAACAAAAUAUCUGGAUUUUGAUAUCUAUUGGAAGAAAUUUGAGGAAAAGUACCAUUUCUCUUGCCAAUGUACUGCUGACCUAAUCACCAUGAACAAUGCAGAUUUUAUCAUCACAAGUAUAUAUCUAGAGAUUAUAGGAAGGUCUUGGCAAAACUACUUAGAUUGGACAGAGGCAGAGGCAAACACAGGUGAAACACCGAUUCUAACCUGGGAUUUCUGAGUUAAAACUAUGCGAGUGAAGGUUUGCUGCUAGUUAAUGAUUUAGUACAAGUCCAAUUAAAGUGAAGAGCCAAGAUCAAUUUGAACAUCCUUUAUUUCUGAAUUUUUGUUAAGGGUGCGGGCGCAAACGCUGUCUCCGUCCCCCUGAUAGUCCUUGUUUCUGAAUCCAUCUGAAUCAACCAGUUAUGGGUUUGGAAGGGAAAGCAGUAAAUGAAGAAGUAGCAGAUACACAAGUGCCACGAUGGUCCUUUCUCAGGUACAACUCACCCCUGGUGCAGGUUAGCAUGACUGGGCUAGUAUGCUUCUGCUGUCCAGGUAUGUUCAAUGCCCUCUCUGGCAUGGGAGGUGGUGGUCAAGUGGACCCUACAGCUGCCAACAAUGCCAACACAGCCCUCUACACUACCUUUGCCGUCUUCGGCAUUCUUGGCGGUGGAAUUUAUAACAUCCUCGGGCCCCAUCUCACUCUCUUCUCUGGAUGCUGCACUUAUGUCCUCUAUGCUGGUUCUUUCCUCUACUACAACCAUCACAAAGACCAGACCUUUGCCAUUGUUGCCGGUGCCUUUCUUGGUGUUGGUGCUGGCCUCCUGUGGGCUGGCCAGGGUGCUAUCAUGACAUCUUAUCCUCCUCCAGCACGAAAGGGCACCUAUAUCUCACUCUUCUGGAGCAUCUUCAACAUGGGCGGGGUCAUAGGUGGGUUGGUUCCAUUUAUCCUCAAUUACCACCGCAUUGAAGCUGCUACUGUCAAUGACUCCACUUAUAUUGUCUUCAUGUGCUUCAUGUCUGCUGGUGCUAUCCUCUCUUUGGCAAUCUUGCCACCCAGUCGUGUCAUUCGCGAUGAUGGCACCAAGUGUACUAGCAUUAGGUACUCUAAUGUCUCCACUGAGGCCAUUGAAAUUCUCAAGUUAUUCCUGAAUUGGAAGAUGAUCCUCAUAGUUCCAGCCGCCUGGGCUAGCAACUUCUUCUACAGCUACCAAUUUAAUAAUGUGAAUGGGGCUCUGUUUAAUCUGAGGACCAGGGGUUUGAACAACGUAUUCUAUUGGGGAGCCCAGAUGUUGGGAUCGAUAGGUAUUGGUUAUAUCUUGGAUUUUAGUUUCCAGAGUCGGAGGAUUAGGGGGUUCGUCGGGGUUGGGAUUGUUGCUCUGCUUGGGACCGCUAUUUGGGGUGGUGGGCUUGCCAAGCAGUUGACAUAUUCUCGCCACAAUCUCCCUGCAAAAUUAGACUUCAAGAACUCAGGAGUGGAUUAUGCUGGGCCGUUUGUGUUGUAUUUCAGCUAUGGCUUGUUGGAUGCCGUGUUCCAGAGCUUGGUUUAUUGGGUGAUUGGAUCCUUGGCUGACGAUUCUGAGACACUUAGCAGGUACAGUGGUUUUUACAAGGGAGUGCAAAGCGCAGGAGCCGCUGUUGCUUGGCAGGUUGAUACUCACAACGUCCCCUUCUUGUCCCAGUUGAUUGUGAAUUGGUCUCUUACUACUUUAAGCUAUCCGUUGCUGUUGUUGCUAAUCAUGUUGGCAGUAAAGGACAGCAACAAAGCUAAGGAGGGAAUCACUGAGGAUGCUGUUCGACCUUCACUUCCACUUGCUGUUGAACGUGCUUAAUAAGUCCACCCAAUAAAUCCCAUACAUCUCUUUUUUUUUUUUCCUUCAUUUUUUAGCCCUUUGGCAGAAAUUCUUGUAGGAAAGAAGCAAUUAAUUCUCAGAGCUAUGCAUACAAUUUUUUUUUUUUUUUUUGUGUUUCUGAUUAAGAUUGGAAACCUAAUCCACAUCAUGUAUUUAUAAUUUAAUGCAUUUACUAAUAUUUGUUCCAUGUUGAUUCAAGAUUUCAAUUAAUCA
This is a messenger RNA of Nelumbo nucifera (sacred lotus), 2690 nucleotides long. Its product is annotated as UNC93-like protein 1. NCBI's taxonomy places the organism in Eukaryota, Viridiplantae, Streptophyta, Magnoliopsida, Proteales, Nelumbonaceae. The record is from RefSeq and is a predicted model, not a curated record.